UUUCUCAUUGUCACAUGACGCAUGCAUCGGACUUGCACUGUCAUUUCUCCUUCAGGUCUACGCACUGACCGUUGUUAGACGUCAAAUUUGGCUCGUGUAACUUUGCGAAUCUGUAUUGCCAGCAAAGUUUCAGAAUGCACCAUUUCAUGAUUCUACUUUGGAGCCUUGCAGCUCUCUGCCAGGGUGCAGUUUUCAAAACUGGGCCCCUUGACCCCUUCAUGGCUGAGGCAGAAUUCGUCAAUUCAAUCGUAACAACUUGGAAGGCUGGGCCAAACUUUGCAGGGUACUCCCGACAGGAUGUGAAGAGACUCAUGGGAGUUCUCACUCCCACCCCGGAGGAAUUCCGACUGCCACCUAAGACACACAACCUUGGAGCAUCAGACAUCCCCGAUAGCUUCGACUCCAGGGAUAAAUGGAAGCAGUGUUCAAGCCUGAACGAGAUCCGCGACCAGGGUGCAUGUGGGUCCUGUUGGGCUUUUGGAGCUGUGGAAUCCAUGACAGACCGUCUUUGCAUUAUGCGAGGAGUGAACUCCCGUAUAUCAGCUGAGAACCUGGCGACUUGCUGCACAUCCUGUGGGGAAGGAUGCAAUGGAGGAUAUCCCGGUGCAGCCUGGAGGUACUUCAAACGUACCGGCAUUGUCACCGGUGGCCCGUACAACAGCUCAAAAGGCUGUCAGCCCUACAAGAUACCAGCCUGCGACCACCACGUCGUGGGGAGACUAAAACCAUGCACGGGUGAUGACCCCACUCCCAAGUGUGUCCACAAAUGCAUACCGAGCUACAACAUCUCCUACAAAGAUGAUUUACAUUUCGGAGAGAACGCCUACUCGAUCCCCAAUAAUGUGUCCCUUAUUCAAGCUGAAAUCAUGACCUUUGGCCCUGUGGAAGCUGCAUUCACAGUGUAUUCUGAUUUCCCUCCUUACAAGUCUGGGGUCUACAAGCACGAGACGGGCUCAGUGCUGGGUGGUCACGCCGUGAAGAUCCUCGGGUGGGGAGUGGAGAAUGGUGUGGACUAUUGGCUGGUUGCCAACUCUUGGAACACCGACUGGGGAGAUAAAGGUUUCUUCAAGAUCCUGCGUGGCAAAAACGAAUGUGGAAUUGAAGAGGCCAUCACUGCUGGCCAGCCGGCUAUGCAGUAAAGACUGCCAGAGACAUCACUGCACUAGGCCGCCAGAUGCAAAGGCAAUCUCAGAAAACCAGUCCUUUGUAACUGCCGACCAUUUGUGUGCCUAGGAUUUUUUACAAGGGAAGUCAGUUUUUCCUCCACAAAAGUGAUAUGGUAGCUCGAAAUCAGGCGCAUUCAGUCACCUUUAAGCUUCUGCAAUUUAUGAAAAAUGUAGAUUGUGUGAGUUCACACCUUUUUUUGAAAUUGGUUUAGUGGAAAAUUUUCCAUUUUGGAGUCCAAUUGUUGGAAUGAUUUAGAGUUUGAGUUUGGUGACAAGAAAUGAUUUGUCUGCUACGCCUGGUUUUAGCCACCACAUCACAAGUUUCCAGUACAUUUUUAUUAAAUACUUUUUUGCUCGUAUAAUGACUUAAACAUGAUAAAGGUGCAGAUGUAGCUUAUAAGAUAAGGCGGGUGUUAUGCUUGGGAAAAAGGAACAUGGGGAAAAAAUAUUUUAACUCUAAAGCAAAAUCUGUAUUAAAGUGUGAAAUACAUGAGAAUUGAAUUUCAUGUGCCAAGAAUUGAAAUAAUAAUUAUACUCCAGAAGGAAUCGUUGUGCUUUACAGAAAAAAAUUAAAAGGUAAACAAAAAAAGUUACAUCAUUGAUAAAGAUUGAGGGAAGCUGAAGUAAAAAAAAGGAUAAUUAUAUUACUGAAAUUUUGCAUCUUUUUUUUUCUUUUUCUUUUUUUUUUUUUGUAGUGCAAACCUUUUUCACGCAAUCGGUAAAACAUGAAGCAUGCUACUCAGUGUUUAUACACAGGGUUUAGCUUUCUAAGUCUUUUUCUAUAGUUACUCUUAUUUGUUUAAAAAGUUCAUUUAUUAAAAUGUGUCCCUUUUGGUUUCUCAGGAUGGCUUUUUUGUUAUUGCAGGGUGGUUGUUUUUUCUAGGGUAGAUAUUUUGUUUCCUCAUUUGAAAGACAAUUAAAUUCGUCCCAAGUUAUUUUCGGUUUUGUGAUGCAUGUUUUUAUAUCUUUCUUCUGGUCUAAUUGGUUUCCUGUACGUUUUGUGUAUCUAAAAUACUACUGAAACGAAUUCUGUUCUUUUUAUUACUUCCAUUUCUGGACGCUUUUUCUGUGGAGACAUUUCUUUGGUGUUUCGUGACAGGCAGGGAAGGUUUUGAGACUGUUAGAUGGUUACAUGGUGCAUGUAAUUAGACAUCUCAAAACUGACAUUGGAGACUUGGAAAGUGGCUACGUUACUCGAUUUGUGUUUGGUCCGUCAAGUCAACGAAUUUUAUGAAAAUGGAAGUAACAUGCGUGUCGUUGCAGCACACAUUUUACGCUUUUGUUGCUGUCGUUGAUAUUUUGUAGACUGUAUGAAUCUAAAAUCAAAUUUUGUACUAUUCUCCUAAAUAAAUUUGAUUUAAUACAUGGCUUUCA
Molecule: messenger RNA, 2540 nt
Organism: Acanthaster planci (crown-of-thorns starfish)
Lineage: Eukaryota; Metazoa; Echinodermata; Asteroidea; Valvatida; Acanthasteridae
Gene: ctsb
Product: cathepsin B
Biological process (GO): proteolysis; regulation of catalytic activity
Molecular function (GO): cysteine-type endopeptidase activity
Source: RefSeq, a predicted model, not a curated record